Xyrauchen texanus (razorback sucker) is the source of this 3896-nucleotide messenger RNA. RefSeq names its product adhesion G-protein coupled receptor D2-like. Gene Ontology annotation, cellular component: membrane. NCBI's taxonomy places the organism in Eukaryota, Metazoa, Chordata, Actinopteri, Cypriniformes, Catostomidae. The coding region runs from base 165 to 3452 and encodes 1095 amino acids. Gene Ontology annotation, molecular function: G protein-coupled receptor activity. The record is from RefSeq and is a predicted model, not a curated record. The transcript is spliced from 26 exons. Gene Ontology annotation, biological process: cell surface receptor signaling pathway; adenylate cyclase-activating G protein-coupled receptor signaling pathway.
UUGGAUAUGAUGUUACACUUUGCAAACUGAAGGAUGAAGCCUGUGUACACCACAAAACAAGUCCAUAUAGAUACUACACUGGGUUAAACAGAUUUACACAUGUAGAUGCAAACACACCUGCAUACGUGAUAUUCGACAAGCAAAGACACUCUUCACACAAAUGUAUGGAUACUUGGACUCAAACCACUGAGGAUCGUCACAUGGCAAAUAGCAGAUGGUGCAACUACAAAUACACCUAUGUGAAGAUGCCUUCAGUGCUCUUUGGAGUGAUUUUGGCCAAUGCGAUGAUUGUUGGUAUGUGUGAACCAACUCAGUCCUGGUCAGACGGGGCCGAAAGGGGUAUUUUGGAUUCUGCCGACUCAAAUAUUCUACUACGCAAAGAUGCAGUGUACCAGUUUGUGAACACAUCUUUCAGUUUUGAACAAGCUUUGCGUUACUGCCGUGGUCAGUUCGGUGCCCUCACAACCUCAGGGGUCAAAGAGGAUGAGGAGGGAGCCCAGCAGUUGCUCUCUAAUCCCGUCCUGAAGGGCCCCAUUUGGUUUGGAACCAACAAGAGACAGAACUCCACCGCCCAUCUGGCCCAUUCCAAACAAACAACAGUCCUCUCGGGCUUAUCUUUCCAGUCUAAGGAUAGCUUUGCUUGUUUGAACAUUUCUUUCCCAACGCUGUCGACAGUGAGUGUGUGCAUGCGCCUGCAGUGGGAUCCGCAGCACGAGAACAUCUCCACUGUGUUCUCCUACGCAGCGCCUGUUUUUAUCAAUGAAUUUCAGCUGCGAGGAAAAAUAGAUGAGUCAAAAGGAAAGAAAUCUCCAAAAAAGGUCCGACUAGCACUUCUCAUUAAAGGACAACACAAUCCUUACAAAGCCGAGUUUCCUCUUGAUAAAGACUGGCACCAUGUUUGCGCCACCUGGCGUGCGAGUGAUGGAUUUUGGGCUAUUUAUGUGGAUGGAAAAGAGGGUGAUUCGGGGAUCGCUGGGCAAGCUAAUCCCAGGGACAUCCAUGGAAAAGGGAUAUUUAUAGUAGGGCAAGACCAGGAUACCUUUGGAGGGACUUUUACGGAGCCAUUUGUGGGAAACUUGACUGAUCUGAACAUUUGGGAUGUAGCUCUGGAGCUAAAACAGGUGCAGGCACUUAGUGCAUGUUCAGCACUGACCAAUCACAGAGCGAUCUUUAGAUGGCAGGACCGGAAGCUCACUGUCAAUCCAUCUGUCAAGAAUGUGUCUUCAACACUGAACUGUCCAGGGCCCCUGAAGCCAACACAGGUACAGAAAGAGGAAUGUAAAGUUUUUAUGGGCUGGUCUGGUGAUCAGCCUCAGUACAGGACUGUCUCCUGUACAGACUCACUCCCUUUCAUCUGCACAAUCAGUAAAGAACGCUAUCUGAAGAUGAAAGAAAUGCGAGAAUCAAUGAGUUCCAACCCAAGCCCCUUCAUGCAAUGUCUCAUGCAGCUUGGCAUGACCACAGAGGAUGUGCUGUUGGAUACUGUAGAUGGGCCGAGUUGGACCUCUGUUUCCCAUCUGUUAAACAUGUCUGAGCAGGCUGUUUUGAAAGAACAGAAAGAACUGGAGGGCAGGGACAUGAUCUCUCUCAUCCAUGUGCUCUCUCGGGCCGCUGAUCUGCCCAGUACAGCCAACCAGAGCCGCCAUGAUGCUGAGAAAUUCGGCCAGAGCUUCAUCACACUGGCAGAAUUACUCCUCAGCCAGGACAAUGCCAGCAAAUGGGACAGCAUCAAAGAGGUAGUAAAGGGGCCGAUGGCUGUGAUACAGAUUGUAGACCGUAUGAUGAGCAACCUCGACUCUCUGCUCAUGGAGGACACAGACAGUGUGCAGAUACACAGCCAGCAUAUCAAGUUGCAGGUCCAACAGAAGAUUCUCUCUGAAAGUUCUGAAGGAUCUGUUGCUUCUGAGUUUUGCGGGUCAGACAUGGGAAAACGUGACUGCAUCUCUGUACCAACUAAAAAUAUCAAGGAACUUCAUAAUAGUGGCUUCAAAAAGGUGACUUUGCUGAAUACAUGGUACAGCAAUGUGAAAUGCCUCUCAGAAAGAGAGGAGAACAUUACCUUUUCUCCUAUUGUCACGGAUGGUUAUCACAGUUAUCGGGGAACAGUCUUGGGUUCGUCAAUCAUCUCCAGUACAGUGUUGGGAGAUGGACAGCCAAUCAGCAUGGCCAUACACUUCACACUCCAGCACAGGAGUCAGAACACUUCAGUGACAAUAAAACCCAUCUGUGCUUUUUGGGAUUUUGACCUGAAGCCAGAGCGGGGAGGGUGGUCAACUAAAGGCUGUGCUGUCAUUUCCACUCACGAUAACUCUACUUCCUGUUACUGUAACCACACUACAAACUUUGCUGUACUGUUGCAGUUAUAUGAUGUCCAGUGGAGUCAUGAACAUGAGAUAAGUCUGCAGAUCUUUGGUUUGAUUGGCUCUGGGGUGUCUCUAUGUGGACUGAUCCUCACGCUGAUUCUCUUUGUUGCUGUUGGUGUUCCAAAGUCAGAUCGCACUACAAUUCACAAAAACCUGAUCGUGGCACUGGCUGUAGCUCAGUUACUGUUCAUUUUCAGCGACUGGGCUGUCGGAAACCAGGAAGCUUGUUGGCUGGUGACGGCCCUCCUUCAUCUAUUUUACCUGUCAUCCUUCUGCUGGAUGCUGGUGGAGGGGUUAUUGCUCUGGAGUAAAGUUGUGUCUGUUAACAUCAGUGAGGAGAGGAGAAUGAAGCUUUACUACGUGCUGGGCUGGGGGCUGCCGGUUGUUAUAGUCGCUGUAACUUUGGUGGCCUCUUUGGACCGGUACAAAGCACAGCAGUAUUGCUGGUUGAACAUUCAGUCAUAUGUCAUUUGGGCUUUUGCAGGGCCCAUAAUCUUUGUUUUUGCUGUCAAUUCUGUGGUGCUUUUUAGGGUUGUCAUGGUUACAGUGGCCAGUGCUCGCCGCAGAGCAAAAAUGCUGACGCCCAGUUCUGAUUCAAAACUUCAAACACUGGAUCUUACGUGGGUAGCAACACGGCCAGUGCUGAUCUUGUUGCCAGUGUUAGGUCUGACCUGGAUUUGUGGAGUGUUGGUACACUUAUCUGUUUAUCUGGCCUAUCUGUUCAUCACACUCAAUGCUUUUCAGGGCCUGUACAUAUUUUUGGUGUAUGCGGUUUACAACAGUGAGGUGCGGAACGCUAUAAGAAGAAUUCAGGAAAAGCAAAAAGCCUUGUCAUUUACCAACUGCUCUCAGCCUAUCAGCUUCUUGCCCUCUCAAAAAUCUGCCAGUGGCUCAUGGGUUCACAGUCUGCCCACUCAGUCCAGUCGAGAGAGCAGUGAGAAUGGCACUCCCAUCACCAGCUCCACAUCCAACUCGCUCGUCUUAAAGAAUGAGCGUUUUAAAGAUGAAAGCAUUGUGUGUUUCUCAAAUAAACAAGCCAAUGGAAGUCAGGUGGUUCAGCUGACAGCCUUUAAGCCCUCAGACUGUUAAGGAGAAGACUACACGUCACACACACUCAAGCCAUAUCCUGGGAUGAAGACACAACUCAUUAUGUGGUGCAACACACACACACACACACACACACACACACACACACACACAUGUUGUGUUUCCAUGUUAUAUGGGGACUUUCCAUAGACAUAAUGGUUUUUAUACUGUACAAACUUUAUAUUCUAUCCCCUAAACCUAACCCUACCCCUAAACCUAACCCUCACAGAAAACUUUCUGCAUUUUUACAUUUUCAAAAAACAUAAUUUAGUAUGAUUUAUAAGCUGUUUUCCUCAUGGGGACCGACAAAAUGUCCCCACAAGGUCAAAAAAUUCGGGUUUUACUAUCCUUAUGGGGACAUUUGGUCCCCACAAAGUGAUAAAUACACACUCACACACACACACACACACACACACACACACACACACACACACACACACACACACA